Molecule: messenger RNA, 1338 nt
Organism: Cynoglossus semilaevis (tongue sole)
Lineage: Eukaryota; Metazoa; Chordata; Actinopteri; Pleuronectiformes; Cynoglossidae
Gene: dtx3la
Product: deltex E3 ubiquitin ligase 3L a
Exons: 5
Coding region: 488-1000 (170 amino acids)
Biological process (GO): protein ubiquitination; Notch signaling pathway
Source: RefSeq, a predicted model, not a curated record
UACUGUUUUCUAGCCUUAAGCUUUUAAAUGAGUUAUAGUUAGGCCUAGGUUUAUAACUGAUAAGUAAUUGUAAAUAAGAGCACAUUAGAAUAGGAUUAGGCCUAGUUAUAAUUAGAUCAAUAGACCAAGGAUAAUGCUUGUUGCCACACUUGGCCUGAAGAGUAUGACAAACGUGCCCUUUCUUCCUUUACAACUAAAGAUUUACUUGCCACUGAGAAAUGUGUUUCGUCUUUGCUUACACGGAAAGUAAUGACUUACUUUCCACACCUUCACAUUCUUUCUUGCUACUCUGUGUCAGCAGCCUACACACACACACAAACACACAUCAAACCAGUUAAACCGCAGUAGACCAUAAAAACACACCUCUUUUUCUUUUUCUCUGUUCUGUCAUUAUCAACUACACCGACCUUUUACACGCAGGUUUGCAUUGGAUAUAAACAGACAACAAGGGUAUUUAAUUUGACGGGAGGAACAACAAGGCAACAGUAUGGGCUCCAGUCACAGCAGCGACAAGCUUCACUGUAACCGCUACCUUAAUGGUCAACACCAUCCCUCACUAAAAAAACAAGCUUACCAUGGGAUGAGUAGGCAUGACUACAUACCAAGUGGCGACCAGCCUGAGGGACAGAUGACAUUGGAAGUCAUACACAGAGAUUUGCCAGGAUUUCCUAAUGACCACACCAUAAAGAUCAACUUUAUAUUUCCAGACGGAAUACAGGCAGAGAGGCACCCACACCCUGGACAGCCUUUUUCUGGGAUGCACCUCAGUGCUUACCUGCCAGACAACCAAAUGGGGAGGAAGAUUCUCAAGCUCAUUGACAAGGCCUUCAACCAGAAACUACUCUUCCAUGUUGGGACUAGUUAUGAUGGAAGGGAUAUGGUCACACCUUCAAUUCCUCUAAACAUACAACCAAAUGAGGAAAGAAAAGGUAAUGGGAAGCCAGAUUUGGACUACCUGCAAUAUGUGGAAAAACUGCUGAGGGAAAAAGGAAUUGAAUAAAAAUGCAGAUUGCUUGACAGGAGCUAAGUAAACUACACUUUGCCAAUAAAUAUAACAAAACAAUGUGUUAACAAUAGGAUUGAGUGUUGAAUUUCUCCUUCUCUCUUGAAUUGAUGAAAAAUUAAAAUGUUGUCAGUGUGUAAUUUUAUUGAUAUAAUUGUUCCAUGCAACAUGUAAACCUCCCAUGCAGCUCAACCAGCCAAUUCUUCUUCACCAACUCCCUUUUGGACUUUGUUUAUUAAAAUUUUCAACAAACUGGGUUUCUCGUGUUCUUUUCUAAUAGAGAAACCUGACUUGUAGAUUAUUAUGUGUACUGCUCCUGUACUGCACGGCUUGUG